Messenger RNA from Mucor velutinosus, 1725 nucleotides. RefSeq lists its product as uncharacterized. Gene Ontology annotation, biological process: nuclear-transcribed mRNA poly(A) tail shortening; regulation of mRNA stability. The record is from RefSeq and is a predicted model, not a curated record. Bases 1 to 1725 code for a protein of 574 amino acids. NCBI's taxonomy places the organism in Eukaryota, Fungi, Mucoromycota, Mucoromycetes, Mucorales, Mucoraceae. The transcript is spliced from 6 exons. Gene Ontology annotation, cellular component: P-body. Gene Ontology annotation, molecular function: protein binding; mRNA binding.
AUGCUUCCUAACGAAUACAAACCUCGGCAGGUGAGGCCCAUGUCUGAGAUAAUCAACCCAGCUCGUUUUGUAAACGAAGCUGACGUUGCUGGUAACUGGUACGAAGAUUUGCAAAACUACGAGAGAAAUCUAGACGAGAUGGCAUCGGCUACGCUGGACCAAAAUUUCAAGGAAGAAAUGCAACAUGUAGACCAGUGGUAUCGCUAUUUAACAGAGGCAGAAAAGACAGCUACCAUGUAUACUUUGCUCCAACACUCGAGCCAAGUACAGGCGAGAUUCUUCAUCAACUUGUUGCAGCAAAUGGUAAAGCGGGAUCCUCUGUAUUCAUUAUUAACACCAAGCAAUCCUGAUCAAGACAUGCAAAACCAUUUUGCUGGUGCCAUGGCGAAAGCAGAGCUCGAAGCCAGCCAGAGACUGAUGUCAGUUUUGCCAUACAAAACAGGCCAGGUCAUGAGUCGACCUCAAAGCAACACGAAUCGCCGAACUGUCGAUCGUCACUCGUUUGCAUUAGGUGAUACGGAAGAGUAUAGUCGAUUAUUUGGAACUGGCCGUAGUAGUGAUUUGCUGAAUCACGGCAGCAAUAGAUCAUCUUACAUCAGCUUAUUAGACGAAUCAGCAGCUGCAGUGCAAGCACAAGCACAGGCAGCUGCAACAAAUGCUAGACGUUUAAAUAACGCAUCUAAUGGUAGAACGUCAGGACGUACUAUGUUUAACAACGGUAGACCUCAUUCUGUGAUUGAAGGUGAUACCAACUCGCUGUUCCCUCCCGCCACAUGGAUGAAUAGCAGUACUAUAUCGAAUAGCAGCAAUCCUAUGCGUCGUCAACCUACUGGUGUAGGUCAUAUUGGUGAUAGAGGCAGUAAAUUGGAAAGACCCAAAUCCGCUGACAUUAGUAAUUGGUCCUUGCCCACAGCCACUACGUCCACUGAUUCGCUUGUCGAUCGUCGUUCCAGUAGCCAUGGUUACCCAUCUGUAUGGGGAACUCAAGCGCAACAACAACAACAACAACAACAACAACAAUCUCAACAACAAUCACCCUCUCAACAACACCAGAAUUCACCCUCCCAGCAACAAGCGGAUAAUGAUCUAUUGGAUUUUACAAGUUCAAUGCAGCAACAACAACCUUUCCGUAGACGUGCUGCAGUCAAUCGUAUUCCCGUUGUACCGGAAAAUGAUGAGUUGCUUAGAAACCACUUUCUGCCAAGCGAUAUUGAUUCUCGCUCAAGUUCACCUUUUCGUAAGCCUACUUCCAGCACGGGUUUGGAACAUUACAGUAGCUAUUUAAUGCAAACGCCUACUCUCACGUCAUCGCAACAACAACAACAACAACAGCAGCAGCAAACACUGCAAGGUAUUGUUGACAAUACUGCCAGUUUGGUUUUAGAUGACCAUGAAUAUGCAAGCGAUCAUAGUGAUGGUUCGUACAUGUCUCGUCGCAGAUCAUCUAUGGCUGCUGUUGGUGCUGCUACUAGAGCAUCCAAAGAUAAAAAGGCUGUUGAAGUAGUUGAUAUGGAACUUUUGAAAGACAUACCUGCAUGGCUCAGGAGUCUUCGUUUACACAAGUAUACUGCCAUCUUCAGUGAUUGCACGUGGCAGGAAAUUGUCAAAAUGUCAGACGAUGAUUUAUUAAAGAAGGGCGUCGCUGCCUUGGGUGCCAGACGCAAGAUGCUGAAAGUGUUUGAGAAUAUCAGAGCACACUGCGAUGCAAAUAAUAUUGAAUAUUAG